GCCUGAUGAAGAAUGCUGGUAUUUACUAAUAUUUGGUGUGUACCACCCUCUGAAACAUGGGAAGAUUAGGGUCGUCUUUGAUUCUAGUGUGCAAUAUGAAGGCGUCUCAUUGAAUAGCAUUCUUCUUCGUGGACCAGAUCUAAACAAAAAGCUCCUUGGGGUCUUGAUGCACUUUCGUAGGGAGCAGAUUGCAGUUACAGCUGAUGUAGAACAGAUGUUUUACUGCUUCAAGGUCAGGGAAGAUCACCAAAACUUUCUGAGGUUUCUGUGGUUCAAGGAUAACGAUCUCUCCAAAGAAAUCACAGAAUACCGAAUGACAGUUCAUGUUUUUGGUAACAGCCCGUCACCAGCUGUGGCAAUCUUUGGGAUGAGACAAGCAGCUGAGUUUGGAGAAGACGAGCAUGGAAGAGAAGCCAAGCACUUUGUCCAUAAGAAUUUUUAUGUGGACGACGGCCUGAUCUCUGUAUCCAGUGCCGCUGAAGCCAUCAGUCUACUGAAAAACACCAAAAACAUGUUAGCUGAGUCAAACAUCAAGCUUCACAAGAUUUCAUCAAACAGUCAUCAAGUAAUGGAAGCAUUCCCUCCAUCUGAAAGAGCAAAUGACCUGAAGGAUCUGGAUUUGAGUGUCGAUCCUCUUCCUCUCCAAAGAAGUUUAGGGUUGAGCUGGAACUUAGAGACUGACUGUUUCACUUUUCAGGUAUCUACAGAAGUUAAACCAUUCACACGACGGGGCAUACUUUCAACGGUUAACAGUCUCUAUGAUCCUUUGGGACUUGUUGCUCCUGUUACCAUGCAGGGUAAGGCUUUAGUAAGAGAGCUGUCAUCAGAGCAGUUUGACUGGGACACGCCACUCCCAGCUGAUAAAGAAGCCCAGUGGAAAGCAUGGACAGAUUCAUUAGCAGAUCUCAAGGAAGUCCAGAUUCACAGACCCUAUGUUCCAGUCUCCAUUUCCUACACUUCCAAGAGAGAGAUAAUAUUUUUUGCUGAUGCCUCUACAUUAGCCAUAGCAGCAGUUGCCUACCUGAGGGUUGUAACUACAGACGGUCAGUGUCACAUUGAGUUUGUUAUGGCCAAAUCAAAGUUGGCACCAUACCCUGCUCUCACAGUGCCACGUCUAGAGUUGUGUGCGGCAGUUAUUGCUGUCGAGCUGGCAGGACUGAUUAAAGAAGAGCUGGAUGUGGAACUAACUGCAGUAAAGUUCUACACUGACAGUAGAAUCGUUUUAGGAUACAUCUACAAUACUUCCCGGCGAUUCUAUGUGUAUGUUGCUAAUCGAGUGGCCCAAAUUAGACAUUCCACAAAGCCAGAACAGUGGCAUCACAUUGAUUCAGACCUCAAUCCGGCAGAUCUCAGCACCAGAUUCAUUCCAGCAGCUAUCCUACCUCAGACUAAUUGGUUCUAUGGUCCAGGAUUUCUCCAUCAGCCUAUUCUCGGGGACACUCCUGAAAAUGAAUCAUUUGAGCUUGUAGAGCCAGAGAAGGAUCAGGACAUUCGCCCACAUGUGGUAACCUUGGCCACGCAGAUGACAGAACAGUCUCUGGGAUCACACAGAUUCGAACGCUUCUCUGAGUGGAGAUCUCUUGUAAGAAGUAUAGCCAUGCUUGGCCAUGUUGCAAAAUCAUUUUCUCAAGACAGAAAUACAGGGGAUUGCAAAGGCUGGCAUUGGUGCAAAAAAAUGUCUCCAGUCUGAGUGCACACAAGCAACGACUUCUAUUAUUAAAUGUGUGCAGCAAGAGCACUAUAAAGAUGAAUUCAAGAGUUUGGAGAAAGGUGAAGAAAUCUCACAGCGAAGUGCUCUGAAGAGACUAUCUCCCUUUGUAGACACCGAAGGACUUAUUCGAGUGGGAGGUCGCUUACAAUCAGCAGAACUGUCUGAACAGGAAAAACACCCACUAAUAAUUCCAGCAAGUCAACACGUAGCCACGUUGUUGGUCAGAUACUACCAUGAUCGAGUGGCACAUCAAGGACGACAUCUAACUGCCGGUGCAGUACGUUCAGCAGGUCUCUGGAUUGUAAAAGGAACUAGACUAAUCAACCAUGUGAUUCAUCAGUGCGUUUUCUGUAGGAAGUUAAGAGGUAGACUCGAAGAACAGAGAAUGUCAGAUUUACCUAUGGACAGAGUGAAAGUGGAUCCUCCAUUCACUCAUGUGGGUCUGGAUGUUUUUGGGCCAUGGAACAUAAUAUCACGCCACACUAGGGGUGGCAGUGCUGAAAGUAAAAGAUGGGUUGUCAUUUUCUCUUGCUUAAGUACAAGGGCUGUCCAUUUGGAAGUCAUUGAGUCCAUGUCAACCUCAAGUUUCAUUAAUGCCCUCAGACGGUUUUUGGCAGUUCGCGGACCAGUCAAACACUUCAGAUGUGACAGAGGAACAAAUUUCAUCGGAGCCUGUCGAGAACUGAAAAUCAAUGCAGAUGAUCCAGAACUAAAAGGUUACUUGCAGGAGCAAGGUUCCGUAUGGACAUUUAAUGCUCCCCACUCUUCUCACAUGGGGGGAGCUUGGGAAAGAAUGAUCCACAUAGCACAGCAUAUUCUGGAUGCAUUGCUGCUAAAAACCGGCCUUUCCCGUCUUACCCAUGAGGUUUUGACUACUCUCAUGUCCAAAGUCAUGGCAAUAAUAAAUGCUAGACCUUUACUUCCUAUUUCUUCUGAUCCAGACACAUUGGAAGUUCUGUCCCCUGCCAUGCUCCUCAAUCAAAAGGCUAGUAUUGUACCAGCACCACUUGGUGACUUUGACAUUAAGGACCUCUACAAGAAAGAAUGGCAACAAGUUCAGUGUCUGGCGGAUGCUUUUUGGAAAGCUUGGAGGAGAGACUAUCUUGCAACAUUGCAAGUACGGAGGAAAUGGACUGAGAAAAGACGGAACCUCGAGGAAGGUGAUGUUGUCUUGCUUAAAGAUACCAAAGUGAAACGUAAUGAGUGGGCAAUUGGACUCAUUCUGAAAACCAUACCCAGCAGUGAUGAUAAUGUGAGGAAGGUGGAGGUAAAGACAGUUAGAGAAGGAUCUGCUAAGGUAUACCUAAGGCCUGUCUCUAAAGUAGUACUACUCCUGCCUGGGACGUCACAGUAGGAUCAAUAAUGGUAUAAUAAUUUAUUAUACCAGGUGGGGAGUGUGCUGUUGAUUAUGUCUAGCAGUGUUUCUUUUCCGCGCCCUACUGGACAUUUAAGGUACUGCACUUUAUUUGCAGUUUACUUUCGGUUUCUCUCAGUGAAUGCAGUCGGGAAGAAUGUUCAUACAGUUCCUAUGGGCUAUUGAUUCCAUCGUUAAAACCUUGGAAAUAUAUGUCUUUUUACAUAAAAGAAGUGAGAAGAACAAUCACCAGUAAAGUCACUAAAGUUACGAAGACUGUUUUCUGGAGUUCUUUUCUGAAAGUGUACGCUAUCUGUUUAGCCUUUGCUCAAGCAACGCAAUUGGUCAGAAC
Messenger RNA from Carassius carassius (crucian carp), 3417 nucleotides. RefSeq lists its product as uncharacterized. The record is from RefSeq and is a predicted model, not a curated record. The transcript is spliced from 2 exons. Bases 167 to 1690 code for a protein of 507 amino acids. NCBI's taxonomy places the organism in Eukaryota, Metazoa, Chordata, Actinopteri, Cypriniformes, Cyprinidae.